CGGAAACGUACCAUGUACGAGUUUUUAGUUCGUAAACAGAACACUUCACUUGUCAGGUUAUGCUCAUUACAGUUUGAUUCCUUUAUGAAAGGCAUACACCAGGUCUAAAAUCAGAUGGGAGCGGUGUAAACGAAUUAGGUAAAAUGACUACGUCUUUUACUCUUCAGACGCGUGUAGCCUCUAUUAUGGACGUGCUUGUGAAAGCAGCGGUGACAGAGAUUUGUAAACUUGUUGAUGAUGGAUCGGAAAUGUUACGUCUAGAAGUGUGUCGACGAGACAGUGAGAUCGAGGUGCUUAAUAGUAAAUUAAGUAUGAUGGAGAAUGAGUUGAGGACGGCACUGAAACAGUCCACCUUCAACAGUUGCUCGGUUGGCGUCCAGGUUGGUGAUGAGUUGGGAGGAACAGAGCAGGGACAUGCUAGUGCCGCAAAAAGACCACCGUCUCAACGCAAACACUGUGAGGGGGGACGUGAUACGAACUCCACACGUGCAGACACCGCGGAAGAGGAGGAUACGCCGCCUGUAACUAAUGAAGGUUUUAGUGGGCUUGCUGAGCAUCUCAGGUCCGGGCAUAGUGAAGAGAAGCUCGGUAGGGUAGACUUUUUAGUGAAGGCGGAGCAGGAUGAAGCUGUCCUGCUCACAGCAGCCCAGAAGCUUAACUCAAGAGAACCCAAAAACACUUCCGAGAUUAAUGUACACUUGGAGGAUGCGAUGGAUGAAACUCAGAGACCACUACAGAGUUCCUUUAAACUGGAGAACAGAGAAAGAGAAACUGGUGAUUCUAGCUGUUCAUAUGUUUCUGGCCAGGACUCUCGUGUUCUUUCUUGCCCUACAGAGCUGUUAUCUGUCCCAAAUGCUGAGGAAGAUUCAGAAGGACCUUUGUCGUCUUUAGCAAACUCAUAUGUGCACAUGCUCAGGACAGCCCCUGGGCUUCAGGAUGCAGGUGGGCUUGCACUGAGGUGUAAUGGCUUGGGUAAGCUUAAGAAAGUGCGUGGUCACACGGCCUGCACGAGAGAAAAGUGGUUCAUCUGCGCACAGUGCGGGAAGAGCUUUGAUCGAUUCAGCCACCUGGAAAGACACCAGCGGAUUCACACGGGAGAGAAACCCUACAGCUGUACCACAUGUGGGAAGUGCUUUUCCCAGAAGAGCAGCCUUAAGGGGCACCAGAGGGUGCACACUGGCGAGAGACCGUACAGCUGCGAUAUGUGUAAAAAGACGUUCUCUUGUUUGUCUAACCGCAAUGCACACCAGUGCCGGCACGCGGCUGUCAGAGCUUAUAGCUGUUACAUGUGUGGGAACAGUUACCCGCAUUUAGGUGCUCUCAAGGUGCAUCAGAAGAUUCACACUGGUGGAAAGAAAUAACAUUAUCUUGGAAUGGGAUUUACCCUUUGUUUCUAACAAUAUGGGUAUAUACUCAUCACUGGUUACUGUGAUAGUAUGUUGUAUGGUACAUUAAGUGCAAUUGCAUAAAUAUUAUGAUAAAUUCCAGUUUGAUGUAAUAGCUGCAUGUAGCGUCAGUGUUAAAAAAGACUGAAAUGUCUGUAAAACCAUAUUCCUGUGUUUAGCUGUGUGUGAUGCCAUAUUAUCUACAGAGGGCAGUAUUGCUUGAAGUAUUUUUGACAUUGGUACACAGGUAUCACAUUUAGUGUAUACUUGUCUGUUGUUGCACUCAAUGAAUCACUUGUUAUAAAUGCUGAAAAAAAUCAUGGUGCCCCAAUUGAUACUGUAGCAAAAGGCAUUGUAAAGUUACACAUGAAACUUUGUGCAAUGGCCCAUUCAGUCCUGUAAUGUACAGCUGUAUGUAUAAAAAUUGCAACAAUGCCAAGGUUGUUAAGGUCAUUGACAGUUUGCUGUAUACCAGUGCUUCGUUUGUCACUGAACUUGUUUUGUACAAGCGUGUUAGAGAGAAAAUUGUGCAGAAUGUGUUUGCUAUGAACUGGCCGAAAAUAUCACGGUGAUACGGUAUCACCAAGGACACCUUUGGCUGUCACUACUGUCUCCAUAGUUACCAUACUAAACAUUUGGAUAAGCUAUAUAAAAACAUUUCUCUAUCACUUUUUUUUUUUAUUAACUCCUACUGGAAGCAUGCAGCCUUCUACUGGAUUGCCAUAGCUUAGUUUGUUUUAGAACAGUUUAAGAAUAACUUGGUGAAAUGAUCAGUGAACCAGCUGCAUAGGACCAGUUGUGUUUGGUUGAUUUUCCUCGAUAAUGAAACUCUGGUUCAUAUUUAGAUUCUUUUGUGUGUUCGGUCUGCAGCAUAAUGCUCAUCUUGCUGUGUUUGAAUAAAGACAUUGACAGUG
Molecule: messenger RNA, 2299 nt
Organism: Paramormyrops kingsleyae
Lineage: Eukaryota; Metazoa; Chordata; Actinopteri; Osteoglossiformes; Mormyridae
Biological process (GO): regulation of transcription by RNA polymerase II
Molecular function (GO): DNA-binding transcription factor activity, RNA polymerase II-specific; RNA polymerase II cis-regulatory region sequence-specific DNA binding
Source: RefSeq, a predicted model, not a curated record